AUGGCUGGUCCGCUUCACACUUACGGACCGACCUGUCUACUGGCCGACGAUGAUCCCGACCCUUCCACAUGGUAUUCUCUAUCUGAACCGCCCAAAGUUCGAGCGCAGUUUUUCUACACCUCGUCUCUACCGAUCGAUGAUCCCUUAAGCGCACUGCCUCCGCCGUCCAGCGGUCAAACUGCGAAGAAUGAACGGGCACCACCGCAGCCAUUUUCUGUUAAGGACAACAUAGCGCUCGAGGAAGCGUGGCGGAAUCUUCGGGAAACAACGAGUGAAAGGGCGGCCGGGUCGAAGAAGCCUCCGACUGUCGUGAGGAACGCAGGUAUAGCUGUACCAGGGAAGGAAUCGGUCAAUGACACGGAGAGGAGGCAUACAGGCAGCCGUGGAGAUGGAAGCCUCACUGGGAUUGAUGAGAGUCCACCGAAUAACCAUACUUCGUCUACCGACGAUCAGCCAUUUCGCAGUAGCAGAGGAGAUGCAGUCGGCGGUACGGGUGACAGUGUGCCAUGGGGCAGAUCGCAAGCUGGCUCUGCACAGGACGAUGGGUCUGACAAUCACAACCAGAGAAAAAUGGAACUGUUCUUAAGCGACCAAGACAAUGCUGCAAAACGCGUUGCAGGUACACCCUCAGCGAGCGAAAAUCCAUCAAUGGGGGGAUUCGAGGGUGGAAGUCUACCGGGUAAAUCAUCUCAUGAUGCGAGCAUUAGCGGCUCGCCGUUUGCUAGAGCUCCUAUUGCUCAGUUACAAAGCCCGCUAGGUCGCUCGGUUGAAUCUGUCUCCUCAAAGGGUGGAAGCUCGAAUAUCCAGGCUGAACCCUAUUACGCCGGGCCGCAUCAUACUGCGACGAAGCCCUCAGACCUGAGAAACAGUAUUGGUCAAGACAACUCGUCAGAAGGACCUAUAAUAGAAGCUGGAGCAGUUGACCAGGACACUUCUCAGUUGAAGGUUCCCGUCGGUGUUUCCCGACUUCACCUGGUGGAGUUACCGAAUCUAAAGAUGAAACCCAUAUACUGGAGUCCUCUUCAUGAUGAAUCGAAUGUUCUGCGUGCUACUUGGUUUUACAAGAACACAAUGCUUCCAGUAGAAACAGAGCUCGCCAACAAGCUUGAGGAUGGAUACAUUUAUCUGAAACCCUGGACAGACACAUGGCAGGACGAACUCGACAGCUGCGUUGAGAACGGAGCCGACGCGGAAAUGAAAAUCGUGCACAAACUGUGGCCGAAACCCGAUCCGAAAUCCCACAGCACACCUACUUCACGCCCUGGAUCUAGCGCUCAGGUAAGAAGUGCAGGUCCGGAUUCUGACUCGCCAACGUUUGAAGAAAAUCGAGCUGCUGGUGGGACGACUGCACAUACUGAAGCCGCCAGGCCCUUUUUGAAUUCCAGUGUCAUAUAUGUUGAUGGUAGGAAUGCUCAAAUUCUCAGACCCAGCUUGCUUCCUUCUGUUUCAAGAGGGAGGCGACCUCUCAGUUCCAUUCGCAAGGGUCGACAUAUUGGAAUACCCGUGGUCCGUGGCUUCAGCCGUCGCUCAUGGGAACAGCUACAUCCAUCUAAACCCAGUCCUGUAGAUGUAAGAAAUUACCUCCGAAUCCAAUCGCGAGCAAUGUCCAGGACGGAUGGUAGACAAGUCUGCUAUGCCUGUGCAAUGGAAGGAUCGCGACCUACUCCGACGGACUUGGUGUUGGUCAUCCACGGCAUUGGUCAGAAGCUAUCGGAACGUAUGGAGAGCUUCCAUUUUACGCAUGCAAUCAAUGCCUUCCGCAGGAAUAUCAACAUGGAACUGAAUAACGAGCCAGUCUGGCAUCAUGUGCGCCGGGACCAUGGCGGGAUCAUGGCCCUACCCGUCAAUUGGCGAUCGACGCUAUCCCUGGCGGAUGGCAGCCUCGAGUCUGAGAUUUCUGAUGAUCCAACUGCAAAUCGCUACUCGCUGAACGACAUCACGCCGGAGACAAUUCCGGCCGUCAGGUCAUUGAUCAGUGAUGUCAUGCUCGACAUUCCCUACUACUUAUCACAUCACAAGCCGAAGAUGAUUCAAGCAGUUGUCAAAGAAGCGAAUCGAAUAUUUCGACUGUGGUGCAAGAACAACCCCGGGUUCCAGAAGCACGGUCGUGUGCACCUGAUUGCACACUCUCUAGGAAGCGCUAUGGCUAUAGAUAUCCUCAGUCAUCAGCCGACCAAGCUACCAGAUAUUGAUUUCGCAACGACGAGCGUCCGCAAUGAUAUUUUCGAGUUUGACACGAAGAAUCUUUUCCUUUGUGGUAGUCCUGUCGGCUUUUUCUUGCUCUUGAAUAAAGCGAACCUCUUGCCACGGCGAGGUAGAGAUAAGCCCGGCUAUGAAGGCGAGGAUCGACUUCGUGGUGUUGCAGGCGAGGCAGACACCUAUGGUUGUUUGGCCAUUGAUAACCUCUACAACAUCAUGCACACUACAGACCCAAUCGCAUAUCGUGUCAAUGCCGCAGUGGACGUUGACCUUGCCAAUUCUUUAAAGGUCGCUUCAAUCCCAGGCACAUCAUCCUCCUUCUGGGAAUCUUUCGGCAGUGUCUUUCGCUGGAGCACGUCCACUGCUUCCGCGCCUAAUCGUCCUGCGACCAUUACCAAGCUCCCUUCCAACGUGGAAAUGGAGACACAUGAUUUCACACGCGAGGAUAUCGCAGAGAAACGCAUGUUACUCCUUAACGAUAACGGCCAAAUAGACUAUUUCAUUUCCGGCGGUGGUGGACCACUGAACAUUCAAUAUCUGAACAUGCUGAGUGCGCAUAGCAGUUACUGGAUCCUAUCAGACUUUGUUCGCUUUAUCGUCAUAGAGGUAGCCCGCGAGCAGGGGAGGGAAUCGACAUUGCCUGCAUUCAGGGCUGAGAAGAAGAAGGGAUGGAAGUUACAUAAAGGUUGA
This is a messenger RNA of Aspergillus lentulus, 2889 nucleotides long. Lineage: Eukaryota; Fungi; Ascomycota; Eurotiomycetes; Eurotiales; Aspergillaceae. The record is from RefSeq and is a predicted model, not a curated record.